GUGUGUGUAUAUUGCCUUAUUUUAAUUUUUUUUUUAACGUUCAAAUCGAUUUGAAAGUGCUUACCAAAAAAAGUCAAAAUAGUUACCCCCAAGCGAGAGUGCAAUAGAGAGAGAGAUAGAGUGAGAGAGCGGGAGGAGAGUACUGCACUAUAUGCGAGUGUGACCACCUGUGUGCCAGUGUGACCAUACCGUGCAUAUAGCUGCAUGUGAACUAACGGGAAGUAGCGAAGCGCCAUUAAGCCACAUCAGCAUCAUCAUCAGCAGCAGCAUCAACGACGUCAGCUAGAACCAUGAAGAGACCAGGCCCAAAGAGUCUGCUAAUUGAGGUCGUUGUCUAGUUGUUUUUUCAACGUCCGCCGCCUCGCAAAAGUUGCUCCGCUUCCACUCCCUCUGCCCGCAGAAAGAGUGCGCUCCAAGGAGAGAAAGAGAACGAGAGUAGAAAGCACCGCUAAUCGCAGUUAGUACGCAGUUCUAAACAGUUUUAUUUUUAUUUUACUGCUGCUCGAUUAUACCUGCGGCUGGGUAUGUGUGUGCGUAAGUAUUUCACAGCGCACAAACCGCACGCCAAUUGCUAGCAUGCUCUAGGAAUAUAUUACGAAACGUCGCGAUACCCCAACGACAUUCCCCCCCAACCCACCAACCAAAAUACAAAAAGAAAGCGAAAGGAAAGCAAGCGACAAACGAAAAGAAGAGCGAAAGGAAACGCCACUUACAUUGGACAAAAAGGAUCACAAAAGAUCCAAAUAGAAAGGGAUUCCCCGCACAAUAAUGAGCAACAUGAAGGGCGGCCUAUCCACAUUGAAUCGCUGGUUUGGCCGCAAAAAGGACAAAUCAGGCAGCAACAAGAGCUCAUCGAUUGGGAAUUUGUCAAAGUCCACCACGCAGCUGCACCAACUGUCCAAGGAGAUGGAAAUAAAUGAGGCUAGUCAGCUGGAUUACAAUCGCAUCACACCCAUACCGGCGGUCACCAGCAAUGCACCCUUCGAGCAGACAUUCCGCAUCACAGUGCUGCUGCCCAAGGAUCAGCUGUAUGUGGCCAGGCUGGGGGCACGGGUGCCGAUGCGCAAGCUCCUCGAGCUGGUGUGCGACAACAAGCAGCUGGACAUAGACAAGUACGAGUUCCGGAGUCCAGUGGAUGCUAGUCAGGUGUACAGCUGCGAGUCGACCAUUGGGGCGGUGGGCCUCUCAGAGAUUCGACUGUGCCACAAGUCCGAGUCGUAUGACAGCUUCAACGGCGAUGCCAUGACCAAGUUCCAGCGGCAGGGCACCGCCCGCGACUCGCUGAGCAGCAGCUCGGACUUCAGCAGCAGCCGCAACUCGAAGGUCACCGCCAAGACGCCCAGUCCGUACAGCUCCACAAACUCCCUCAACUCCAUGGACUCCACCGGCAUGAACUACACACGCACGCCCGUGUUCGUGCCCGCCAAGGUCAUGGCACCGCCGCCGCGCAAGAAGCGUGUGGCCCCACGUCCGCCCAGCCAGCACUGCAUACCGGAGCAGUCCGUGCCGGAGUCGGAGCCGGAUCGAGCACCGAAGAGUGCGGCAGAGCCCGCGUAUGCGGUGAUCGUGAAGCGUCCACAGCUGUGCAUGUCCACACCGAAUCUGUCCGCCCAGCCGCCCGAGCUGCUCGACUGCAAUGGGAACAGCGCCAAGGCAUCCCCGGUGGACACCGACGGGCACUAUGCCACGCUCGACCUGAAGCGUGCCUCGGGUCCGGUCAGAGGUUCCAUUACGAGCACACAAUCCGGCCAAGGACAGGGCCCGGGCCCGGGUCCGGGUCCGGGCCAGGGACCAGAGCCGUCGCCCCGCCGUCGCCUUUUGCAGAUCAAAAAGAAAGCGGCUCCAGCACCGCCCCCGGGCUUCGCACUGGCUGGAAACGUAAACGGAAAUGGAAACGCAUCCGGAGCGGAUACCAUAUCGCUGGCAUCCACCACGCACUCCCUGUCGGAGACGCUGACGCCCAGCACACCGCAGCCAGCUCCAAGGAUUACCACACCGCUGCCCACAGUCACAGCAGCAGCAGCACCCACACCCACACCCACACCCACACCCACACCUCCUAACACACCCAUUCCGGCUCUACCGAGCAGCGCCCCACCAACUGCUGUGUCCCAGAACGUGUCCAAGGUGCUGCUCAACCGAACGCCCACACCAGAGCCCCGCUCCCUGGGCAGCGCCACGGAGGAGGAGGACAACAACGAUGCCGCCUCCAAGCAGGCAGACUCUGGCAUCGGAGAGCCCGCACCCUCACCCUCGCCCGAGCCCGAGGAAGCCGAGAAAUCCAACAUGGAGUCCAGCUCGGAGGACGACGAGGCCAUCAAGGUGUACAACUUCAAGCUCUGCCAGACCUCUGUCAAGGGGGAGCAGCCGCUGGCCAAUAGUCUGGCCGAGCUGGCCGUCCUGACAGCCCAGGACGAUGAGGAGGAGGAAGAGGAGGAGGAGGAGCAGCAGGUGACUUCCUCCACUCUGGCCACGCCGACCAGCGCCAGCGAACAGACAUCGCUCUCCUCAUGGAACUAUUCGGGGCCCAUUUCCCCGCCACCGGAUUUCUCCGAUCCGCAUGCCCGCGGAUCGACCAGAAGCGCAGCGACCAGCCCCGGCUCACCGCUGGACGAGAUCGUUGACGAGCUGUCGGCCAUCAUCCAGCAGCAGCGCCUCGACACGCUCAUCCGAAAGCAGCCCGAACAGACGGAAAUCGAGGCGGCGAAGCCGAAUCGUUUGACCAACUUCAGCAUUGCCACGGCCAAAUCCUCGACGAUCACAUCCAGCGCGACCUCCAAGAAGGUGAGUCGCUCGGACUCCUUCCAGGCAGCAGCGGCCCAGGAGCGGGCAUCCAGAAGCCUGAGCCAGCGCAGCUCCUCCCACAUAUCUCUCAAUAAAAUCGAUCAGAAUGGACUGGGGCUGGGGAAUGCGGCCGGUCCCAGGCGCUCCUCCAGCGAGCUGAGCAUCGGGGAGACACCUUCGCUGCAGAGCUUCGAGGUGAUUAAGACCAUUCUGAACUCUCGCCAGAACAGCCUGACCGAGAGCAGCGCCUCCGCCAGCCCACCACCCAGCAAGGAGGUGGAGCAGGAUCAACCAAAGAGCAGCCCCACAGCAGUGGCCAGGCUGGAGCGACAUGCCGCGACAUCUGGCCAGGCCAAAGAAAAAGCAACACCAGAGCCAGAGCCAGAGCCAAAGCCGUCUCCACCGCCAGUCAAGGCUCUCAAGCAGCCGUCUCCGCCUCCAGCUAAGGCCGUGAAGGAGCAGCAACAGGUGGCUCCAACUGCAGCCAAGACAGUCCAGGAACAGCAGCCGCAACCGCAGCCCGCUGCAGCAUCAACGUUGAGGGCCAGCCCAGGAGCCAAGGAGCAGUCAGCAACAGUGAAAGCAAUCAAGGAGCAGGCAUCACCAGUCACCUCGCCAGUCGCCCUGCGACCAGCAACAGUCCAGACACAGACAGAGGAUCAUUUCCCGGACACAAUCACAGUCAUAACAACCGUGAAGGCGGCCGCCCCACCAGCAGCAGCUGCGAAGCCGCUGCCGCCACAAUAUCGCUACUCCGGCCCGCCCAACAUUAACUUUGGGGCCUGGAGCGAGCGACCCAAGUCGCAGGUGGCCAUCAAGAACGAGGGCGACUACAUAUUCGGAGGAGCAGGCGCCACUCCCGCGCCCGCUCCAGCCAAGCUGACCAUCGAGGUGGCAUCGCCCAUGCUGAGGAUGGGCAUACCGCAGCGCAAGGAGUAUCAUGUGCCGAUUACAGUCAAACCUCUGCGGGAUGUUACACCUCCAACAGUAGCGGAAGAAGCACCAGCACCAGUCCCUGCUGCCACAUCCCCAUCUCAACCACAAGUCCUAUCCUCGACAUUGCCCAGACCCGCCAAGAGCCAUCGUUUCACGCUGCCCGCAGGUGGUGGAGGUGGUGGAGGUGGUGUAGGCGCCUCACUGCCACGUCCUGUUUCCACACUGGAGCGCAACAAGGCGCCAGCCGAACCCACGCCAGCGCCAUUCGGCCAGAACACGCUGCGGCGAACGGGCUUCAAGGAGCGCAUGCUGGCCAGGGAGCAGCAGGAUCAGGAGAAGGCCCUAACACGUGUCUCAGUGCCAGCUGCCAUCCCAGUUGCCACAGCAGUCGAGGUGCCAGCGGCAGCGCCCACUGUAACAGCAGCAACACCUCCAGUACCAGCACCGAAGCCUGUUCCAGCGUCCAAGCCCAGCCAGGUGAGCGUGCUGAAGACCAGCACGGUGGAGCUGAAGCUGCAGGAGCCCGAAGCACAGCCACAACAGACAGCCAAGUUCCAGGUGAAGCUGCGCUCCACAAGCGGGCAAGCGGCGGCUGCCGCGAGGACAGCAGCCACGCCGCCGCCACCGCCUCCGCCACAGAUGGGAGUGUCCCUGAAGCCACUGAAGGCAGCGACAGAGCGGGCUGGACGCAGUCAGUCCGCUGAGGAUCCGCGCUCCCAGCUGCUGGACGCGAUACGCAACUUCAAGCGGGACGAGCUCAACCGAUCCUAAGCAGUCACACAAACGAGGAAGGAAGAGCACAAAUUGUGUUUUUUUUUGUUUUAUCGAUUAUUAUUAGCAGUAAAUUAACAUACCAAAUUUACUGCUGAUUUUUGCUUUUUAUUUGUUCCCAUUGUAAAUAAUUCGAAAAUCGUUCGGAAAUGCAAAAACGAAUGCCGGAUGGGUGUUGUAUAUCUGAGGAUGAGAGUAGAGAAUGUGUUUUUUUUUUAAACUGUAUUUUUUUUUGUAUACCGUAUCACAUUGAUUUUUUUAACUAAUCUUAAUUUUUGUUAUGAACUAUGUAGUUUUUUUUUAAACACUUUGUUUUAGUCAUUUGGUCACAAGAACCCAAAAAAAAAAGAAAGCAAAAAACAGUCGAGGAAAAUAAUGAAUGCAAAUCAAAAGCAAAGGAAAUGAUUUAUAUUAUACAUAUAAAUAUGUUAUUACGCCUAUAAUUAUUAUUUUGUAUGCCUUAGUGAAUUAUAGUAACCAAUUUUCUAACCAAUGGGACUGGUCUGUGUCUACUUAGUCGAGUCGAAACAAACAAGUGAAACCCCAAAACUAAUAGCACAAAA
Drosophila guanche is the source of this 5054-nucleotide messenger RNA. Its product is annotated as serine/arginine repetitive matrix protein 1. The coding region runs from base 769 to 4491 and encodes 1240 amino acids. The transcript is spliced from 6 exons. The record is from RefSeq and is a predicted model, not a curated record. NCBI's taxonomy places the organism in Eukaryota, Metazoa, Arthropoda, Insecta, Diptera, Drosophilidae.